Messenger RNA from Xyrauchen texanus (razorback sucker), 6349 nucleotides. RefSeq names its product solute carrier family 9 member A6a (gene slc9a6a). The coding region runs from base 18 to 2189 and encodes 723 amino acids. Lineage: Eukaryota; Metazoa; Chordata; Actinopteri; Cypriniformes; Catostomidae. The transcript has 16 exons. Gene Ontology annotation, biological process: regulation of pH; proton transmembrane transport; sodium ion transport. Gene Ontology annotation, cellular component: membrane; recycling endosome. Gene Ontology annotation, molecular function: sodium:proton antiporter activity. The record is from RefSeq and is a predicted model, not a curated record.
GGAACAAUCCACAGCUUAUGAUUGUUUCUGCUUAUGCACCUGCCUGUGUUCAACGAUCCUUUGUGCAUUUAUUAGUUUUAAUCUUUACAUCUAAAAGCAAUGCCAAUAUGGCCAAGAUGUGGAAAACCAACGUCACGAGGAAAAUCUGGGAAAGUCUGCCUGUGUUUGUUGUAGCGAGCUUGUCCAUCUGUUUGUGCCUGUGCAGAGCUGAAGACAGUGCAAUGGAGAACAUCGUGACAGAGAAGAAAGCUGAAGAGAGCCACAGACAAGACAGUGCAGACCUGCUGGUCUUCAUUCUGCUCCUCACCCUGACCAUUUUAACCAUAUGGUUGUUUAAACACCGCCGCUUCAGGUUUCUACACGAGACUGGACUGGCUACGAUAUAUGGGUUACUUGUAGGUGUUGUCCUGCGUUAUGGUAUCCAUGUGCCCAGUGAUGUGAACAACAUUACGUUGAGCUGUAAUGUCAAUGCCAGUCCAGCCACAUUACUGGUCAAUGUCAGUGGUAAAUUCUAUGAGUACACUCUGAAAGGAGAGAUCGAUCCCAGUGACUUUAAUGACAUCCAGGACAACGAGAUGCUCCGCAAGGUGACCUUUGACCCAGAGGUUUUCUUCAAUAUUCUCUUGCCCCCCAUUAUAUUUCAUGCUGGAUACAGUUUAAAGCGGAGACAUUUCUUCAGGAACUUGGGGUCUAUUCUUGCCUAUGCGUUUGUGGGAACAGUUGUGUCUUGUUUUAUCAUUGGGUUGUUAAUGUAUGGCUGUGUGAUGCUGAUGAAGCAAAUUGGCCAUCUGGCUGGGGACUUCUUCUUCACUGACUGCCUUUUCUUUGGUGCCAUUGUCUCAGCCACUGACCCAGUGACUGUCCUGGCCAUCUUUAACGAGCUACAGGUAGAUGCUGAUCUGUAUGCCCUGCUGUUUGGAGAAAGCGUUCUGAAUGAUGCUGUUGCUGUCGUACUUUCCUCGUCAAUUGUAGCAUAUCAGCCCCAUGGGGACAACACUCACACGUUUGAAGCUAUGGCCAUGCUGAAGUCCUUGGGCAUCUUCCUGGGAGUCUUCAGUGGUUCUUUUGCCCUGGGAGUUGCAACUGGAAUCGUUACAGCAUUUGUUACCAAGUUCACCAAGCUUAGAGACUUUCCGCUGCUGGAGACCGCUCUGUUCUUCCUCAUGUCUUGGAGCACCUUCCUGCUGGCCGAGGCCUGUGAAUUUACAGGAGUGGUAGCAGUUCUUUUCUGUGGAAUGACACAAGCUCAUUACACCUUUAACAACCUUUCACCUGAAUCUCAAGAAAGGACAAAACAAUUAUUCGAGCUGCUGAAUUUCUUGGCUGAGAACUUCAUAUUUUCCUACAUGGGCUUGACAUUGUUUACCUUCCAUAAUCAUGUCUUCAAUCCAAUCUUCAUAGUGGGAGCAUUUCUGGCUGUGUUUCUGGGUAGAGCGGCAAACAUAUACCCCCUCUCAUUCCUGCUCAACUUGGGCCGCAGAAACAAGAUCAGCCCCAAGUUCCAACAUAUGAUGAUGUUUGCAGGUCUUCGUGGUGCAAUGACCUUUGCCCUGUCGAUCAGGGACACAGCCACAUAUGCACGGCAGAUGAUGUUCUCCACCACGCUGCUGGUGGUCUUCUUCACUGUCUGGUUCUGCGGAGGAGGCACAACUCAGAUGCUCUCCUGCCAGAAAAUCCGUGUUGGAGUGGACACAGAUCAGUACUCUAUUGGUCCUGAUGGAGUGGAGAGGAGCAGCACGAAACAGGAGAGUGCCUGGCUGUUCAGGAUCUGGUACAACUUUGAUCACAAUUAUCUGAAGCCAAUUCUGACCCACAGCGGACCACCACUCACUGCCACACUUCCUGCCUGCUGUGGCCCUCUGGCACGAUGCCUCACCAGUCCACAAGCUUAUGAGAAUGAAGAGCAGCUCAAAGAUGACGACUCUGACCUCAUUCUGAAUGAUGGUGAUAUCUCUCUGACAUAUGGUGACAUCACAGUGAGCACAGAUGCAUCAGGUGCUCACACGAGUGGCAUGCCGGUGGGAGGAGUGGGCUUGAACUCUGAUGAGGCUCUGGAUCGAGAGCUGGCAUUCGGUGACCAUGAGCUGGUGAUCCGAGGCACCCGAUUGGUCCUGCCCAUGGAUGAUACAGAGCCCCCCCUGCAUCUGGACUCCUACCGUCACCGGCAUAAGAACGAAUCUAUGAGCUGAACAAGGAAGACAGAGACAGAACGAGCCUGUCUAUCUCUCUCUUCUCUCUUAUCAUCUCUACAUCAUCUGGAGCAAUCUCUCUCACCACCUUUCCUCUCUUUGAAGUGGCUGGUUUGAUGUCUCUACCUCAUGCAUCACUCAUUCUUCUGUUCUUUUAAUGGUAUUACAGAAAUGUAAAAUAUUGAUUAACUUCUCCGCAAAGCAUUGUUUGCUCUAUUUUUUUCCAGAUCUAACAAUGUCUUAAUGACAUCACAGAGUUCAGAAGGUUACCAUGCAUAUUUUUAUUGUUUGUUUAGCAAGUUGUAAAAUAUUGCCAUGACCUGGCGUGCAUGCUUAUUUGUGUCCUCUCUUGAUGUGCGAGCGCUUGUUUAGAAGAUCUGAAAAGAAUCAAUAACAAUUCCUGUGGGUCUAACGCUUUUUACUGCUUUCUCACUUUGUGACAGUCUAAACAGAGGCAUGUUGACUGGUGGCUCUGCAUUUGCUGUGCGGUGUCAUUCAAGUGCCUGUUGAAUGUAGUUUCCCCCAAAAGACACUCUCUACCGUCCUCUAGAUGGAGGCCUUGUAUUUUGAUACCGUACUGGGCCUCUGACCUGCUGCAGGCAGAUGCCAUUCACUCAGAGUAACCUGUGAUUGGGUGUAUAGACAUACGUUUAAACGGUCUGCGCACAGGUCUGGUCUUAUAUCUUAUAUAUGAUCUUAUAUUGUGACCUUUGACUGUGAAUUUAUGAAGGUUGUAUGCCUUGUUGUAAGUGUUAUUGUCCGCACCGACAAAAUAUAUGUUAUUUUAAAAAUAGAGAGGCGAUCUUAUUGUGCAAUUUUAUUUUUAUUUUUCUAAUACAAGCUUUACAUAGCAUUAAAAUCUUUUUUUCUCUUUUUUUCAGAAAUGUCAUGUUUAACUGUGAAUGUCUAAAAUAACACACAUACACAUAAAAAACAAAAAAACAACUAUGCUUAUGCCGGAUAAUUUUUUUAUUAUUCCUAGUUUUUGGAUGGCGUGUUAUGUGGAGAACCAAAUCCCUCCACUAUUUCCUACCCAAUUUCUUUGUGUGUGUGUGUGUGUGUGUGUGUGUGUGUGUGUGUGUGUGUGUGUGUGUUAUCUAAUAAAUUGGAACACAUUGUCUAGAUCAGUGUUGAAUGUCACAGCGGCACCAUUUUGAUAUGAAAGUAUGUGGGAAUAGGCAUAAUACUGUAGCUGUUCAGACGUUAGACACAUUUUAAAAUGGCGGAAAUGAAUUUAAUAAGUCAUACUUAUCAAAAGAAAAGGUUCAGGGAAAAUAUUCUGUCUGUAAUGGUUUUCAGGCUUGAAAAUGUGACCAUUUUGCAACUGACUGGCACCUGAACAGCAGUUGCAAAUGCACUGGAUUCAAUCUGUAUUAAUGUCAUUUGAGUAACAUCUUUAAAUUUAGGCCUGCAUCCCAAUUUGCAUAGCAUCCAUAUUGAAUGUAUACAGAUUAGGUUUGUGCAUCCCAAAUCAAAAUAUGUUGAAAAUGGUAUGUAUUCAUACAUAAUUUUGGGUAAUAUUGCCCACAACCUGUGGAUGAGAAUUGUUUGUAAUGGUUUUUAGUCCCAAAAACAGCGGGAGAGAGAGGAAUGUGAGGAUGAGGCUGUAACAGCAAUUUUUAAUGUUUUAACCUAUAAGCUAAGUAAUGAUUAAACAUAGGGAUGAUGUUAAAACUAAUGUAUCCAAUCACAAACAGUUUUUGAUAAGGGUGACGCUGGUAUCAAGACACAAUGACGUGAAGUGGAAGCAUGUCUCAUUACUGGUGUACUGUUUGACUCCAUAUUUUUCCAUUGCCAUUGAAUUACAUUAAAUGCAUAGUAGAGGUAUGCAAAUUGGGAUGCACCUAAUGAUUUAGAGUCAUUCUGGAUUGAAAUAUAAAUUGUCAAUAGGUUUAAGAAGUUAUAUAUAGCCAAGACCAGAAUGAUCAUGGCGAAUGUUGUUUAGCUUGAAAGUAAUGAAUUCUACCAGUGGAGCAAACAGAAAACUGCUAGUUUGUUUUAGCUUUUCUAUUGUUUUUCAGUGUUGAUCUGUUGGUGGAAUGCCGUGGCUAUAAUUUCUCUGCUGAUGGAUUGCCUUGGAAAUGUUUGAAUCCAUAUAUUGUGAUAGGACAGCCCAUUGUUUGGUUGAGAGCCAGGGGGCAUCCAUAACUCUGUAGAGCUGUUGAGAGAUGAAGUGUUUAGAAGACACCACUGUCUGUGUGGUGGAAAGUGGUACAUGGUUUGGACUUUUGAGAGAAUGACUAAUAGUCAUUAAAGUAGCAGCAGUCACAGAAAGGGUUGGUGGAGGCCUUCUACAUGUUAAUCUCCAGAGAGGCAAUGGAUUAUAGCAGAUUUGCACUUAAAAAAAAUAUAUAUAUAUAUAUAUAUAUAUAUUCUUUUUUUUUUUUUUUUUUUUGCUUAAUUUUCUUUGCAAGUGAUGAACCUAAGACAUACUUGGUCUCAUAGAAACAUGUUACUUUGCCUACAUUUUUGCUAAAUGAUUUUUACUUGGCUCAUUGCACGUAUUGCAGCAGUUUUCUGGCGAAAUGAACACUAGAGGCACUACACCAAUAAUGACUUGUACCCUUUCACACACAUCAUGAGUAAAAGAGCAGAUUAUCAGUUCACAAACACUUAAUUUUCUCCCUGUUCCUCACACAAUGCCAUCUUAUGACAUCAAAACACUAGCUUGCUUUUACUGUAGUUCAUAACUUGUAAGGCGAUUCAUUUUAACGUUUGCAUUACAUAACCAACUAUAUUUACAAGGUUGUUUGGGAGUGAUCAAAUUGCGCAAUAGCUCAACUGAUAAAUCGCUGCACUUGCGAUGCAAAGUCCAAAAGUGCAUGCGAGUCGACGCAUGAGCUGAAAGUAUCAUAAAAGCACUACAAAAUGACGUGGUUGCUUCUGCAAUUGUUUUUAUUUCACAAUUGCUUUUAUGACACUAUAGGUUAGGUUUUUGUUUUGUUGAUUUAAAACUCGAUAGAGCAUUUUGGAAACUUUCGGAAGAGCAAUUAAGGUUGAAGUAUGUCAUUUCUGCAUCACCAAAUGGAAUUGAAAAAAUACUUUUUAAAAACCGCUUUAUGAAUACGCCCCCAUCUUCCGAUGAUCGAACAAACAGAUAGUCCCACCCUCCACGCCAUUGGAGUCAAUGUUAUUGUGGUUGUAUAGACGGGUCGCUCAAAACAAACAAAAUAAAUUUCAUAGCACUACAGAGACCCAGUGUAUAGUUUUAUGAAAAUGUAUCUAAGAAUGACUUGCUUAUAGUUGUCUCUGCAUAUUAAGCUUGUAUAGGAGAAAUUGUUUUAACAGUGGAAAAUUACAUGCUUCAGCUUCAACUUUUUUUCUUUUUUUUUUGUGCCACUAAGUGGACAUUUCACCUCGGAACUGCCACAGAGGAGCCACGUAAUAUCAUUGAGCUUAAAUGUCCCCACAGUCACGUAAUUUAAUGAGAUCAAGCUGAAUACAGCUAUUAUCUUCAUCAGAGCACAAUGGCAUUUUCAGAUGAACGAAUAAACUCAUGUUGUUUUUCCUCCAGCAUUUACCAGGACGUCUGAAUUUCUCUUUCAAAGGAGAGUCAAUGCUUCAUGUGGAAAACAAAAACAAUCAUUUGAAUGCAAAGAGCUACAUCUCUUUGUAAGUCCUAUUUACCAAUUGAAGUAUUUGAAGUUUGUAUUUGUGGAUUUGAAGGUGUAAUCUUCUUUCAAAUUGUCAAUGAAGUUGGUGAACCUAUGAAUUCACCGUAUAGAUUGGAAAUGGAUUCUACUCUAUGAUAAACUAGAAUGUGCUGUACAUUUAAAGACAUUGUUACAGUAAAUAAUCUUUUAAUCCCAAUUAUUCAGGGGUGAGAUAAAUUAAAACUUUUUUUUUAAAUGGUCUUAAAGCAUAUACUCUUCAAAAAAAAGAAUAAAAAUAGAAUAAACAUGAAUAAAAAGAGACCAACUUUUCUCCUAAUACUAGGCAGACCUGUGUCCAAAGUAGCAAAACCAAGUUAAUUGGGCUUAAAUGGGUGGUAAAUGUGCUGUUUUUACUGAUACAAAUCUGUGUGUUAGUCACACUGUGUGCAGCCUCUAUUCUAAUGUGUUGCAGGUACUGACUGUUGACAUCUGUGUAAAUAUUCUCAUCUGUUCAUGUGCGUGCAAUGAUCAAUAAACAGAAACCUGAGCUUUCGAUUAAACCUGUCU